Messenger RNA from Austrofundulus limnaeus, 669 nucleotides. RefSeq names its product guanine nucleotide-binding protein G(I)/G(S)/G(O) subunit gamma-5. NCBI's taxonomy places the organism in Eukaryota, Metazoa, Chordata, Actinopteri, Cyprinodontiformes, Rivulidae. The record is from RefSeq and is a predicted model, not a curated record. The transcript has 3 exons. Gene Ontology annotation, molecular function: G-protein beta-subunit binding. Gene Ontology annotation, biological process: G protein-coupled receptor signaling pathway. Gene Ontology annotation, cellular component: heterotrimeric G-protein complex. The coding region runs from base 146 to 352 and encodes 68 amino acids.
UCGCUGACGCUCCUACACACCGGAAACAGCGAAGAAGGGGGAAAAAAAAAAGAUAGCGGGCCGGCUACCAACAAAGAGUUCUUUCCGUAAACAUUCUUUUUUACUUUCGUUGCCUGAAAAUUGAAGCCAUUUUGACGUCGCAAUAAUGCCGGGGACAGCCAACAUAAUCGCGAUGAAGAAAAUUGUCCAACAGUUGCGUCUCGAAGCUGGCAUCAACAGAGUUAAGGUCUCCCAGGCCGCAGCGGACCUCCAGCAGUUUUGCCUUCAGAACGCCCAGCAGGACCCCCUGCUCAACGGCAUGUCGUCCAGCAACAACCCGUUCAGACCGCAUAGAGCCUGCUCUUUCCUAUAGCACCGACAGGCCGAGCCCCGCCACUGUUUUGGAAGAUGUGAUGCGUUGUCACAUCGAUCAGCAGGAUCCUCCUUCAUGGACUGGAAUCGUCUCAGGAGUGUUUAAGGAAAUUUGGGCCAGACAACUAACAUAAGCUUGCUUUGUUUAGUUUUUUUUUUUUAACAAAAACUUGUACCAUUUUGUAAAAUCUCCUGCAGACUUUUUGUCUAGUGCAACAUUCACAUCUUAACCUUUUUGCUUAGAACUAACCUGUAAGAACACGUGUGCCUUGUGAAAUGUUCAUUUUUUCAUAACUAAAUAAAUGUUUCCACAUUUUA